AACGCGAGCCGUCCGGGGCCCGGAAGUGAUGCUCUUUGUGGCGACCGCCGGCGCGGGCCCCACGCGGUGUUGGGAGCUGGUCGCAGCAUCUGGUUGCGCCUGGGCGGCCAGACAUGAACCCCUUCCCCUGGUUUCCGCCGCCCUUCUUCUGCCCGCCGCCUGCCUGGGAGCCCAGCUUCUGGCCCGGGCCCUUCCCGCCGCCCGAGAGCUGCGUGCCUCCCUCCGCCUGGUACCCACCUGCCUACGGGGAGCAGCCGCCGGGCCCGCGCGACGGUGGAAAUGGCAGUUUCUCCCAGAACUGGCAAGGCAAGCAAGUACCUGGGUUUAGUAAACGUUUUCAAGACCAAAACAAAAAGCCAAAGACCAAAAAGAAAAAAGAGCCAGUUUUCUCUCAUUAUUGUGAUACCUGUGACCGUGGCUUUAAAAACCAGGAGAAGUACGAUGAACAUAUUUCACAACAUAAACAGUGCACAGAAGAAGGUUGCAGUUUCAGCGCACAUGAGAAGAUAGUUCAAAUACACUGGCAGAACGCACAUGCACCUGGUGCUAAAAGAAUAAGAUUAGAGAGUCCAGAAGAGAUCGCUAGAUGGAGAGAAGAAAGAAGAAAAAACUUUCCUACACUGGCAAACAUUGAAAGGAAGAAAGCGAUGCAGAUGCAGAAGGAAGAACGGGGAGAAGUGCUGACUACCCAGCAGUUUGGAAAAAUGAAGGGGAUGUGGAAACCUCCAGAAAAUGAAGAGAAGCUUGGGCAGCAAGGAAGACAGAGGAGAAGGCAAAGGCGCCCAUUCUGGAAGAAAUUUAGGAAAAAUGGUGGCAAUCAUAAUGUACAUGGAACUCGAAAUGAAGCCAAUGGACCAGAAAACACCACGUGUGAAAAGGAAGAUGAAAACCAGCAUGCUAUGGCAGCUCAGCCAUACACGGAGGACAUGGACCCUCUCAGUCUUCUGGCAAACAGUGAUGCUGAAUCUGACAAGGAUGAAGAAGCAGCCAAAGAUGGGAAGCUGGGAUUGGUUGUUGUUCCCAAGAUGGUCACCUCCGCCUUGAGUUCAUUGUCAGCCAAUUAUGGCAGCGCAUCUGAGAGCGAGCCAGAAGAAAUUCCUGUCAAGACUGCAACAAAAGCUGAGAAAACCCAGGCUGCACUUGGAAAUACGCCUCAAACUACUUGUGUUCCUGAGACUCAAAACGCAAAUCAAAAAUGUCCAGAACAUGCAGGCACAGCAUUAAGAAGCUCGAAUUCAAAUGCACGUUCCCACAGAGGGCCUGAUAACCGGGGCAAGAAAACAUUACCUCUCCUUCCAAAGCGCCGUCCAACUCUGCUGGAAAUGUUACUGGCCCAGGACAUCCGACACGAAAGGAAUGUGAUUUUGCAGUGUGUUCGAUAUCUCAUCCAAAAUAAUGUGUUUGGACUUAAUCUGAAAACAGAACCACAAGCUGAAACAGAGACUGAACAGUCCUCCAUACCUACAACUUCAGUGGAGCCUUUGACGGACGAACUUGAUGAAUCUAAUCAUUCUCGUGCCUCUGACCUUCAGUUAGCAGGAGGAGAAGAAGAAGAAGAUGUGUUCUUAAUAGCCCAGGGUGAGAAAGCACCUGUGGAUCAGACUUCACGGAUGGCUUGCUUGGCAGAUGAGGACACGUGGGAAACCCCGUCAAUCCUGUGUGAAGAAGCAUCGUAGAGGAUGUCUGUUGUGGACAGUAAAGCAAAGGCUUAAAUUUUAUACUUGACUGAUGCUUUUUGAAAGACAUCAGUGUAACAAAAUAAUCAUCAAAGUACAUACUAAGAGCUGUUAAAACCACUUUUCUGAUCUGUUCAGCCCAAGGUGGAUAUUUCCUUGUGAAAACAGCAGACAUGUUGAAUAAUUGCGUUUUCCCAUGGCAGAAAGGCAGCAGUGGCACAGAGUAUGACCUUCCCUAGAGUAGAUGCGGAUCUCCAUUAUUGAGCUUCAAUACUCUGAAUGUUUUACCUUGUUAUGAAAUGUGUGUCAGUCCAUCACCAGGGCAAAGUAAUUUUGUGGUAGGAUGAAUUUUUCUCAUGUGAAAUCAUGGUCUGGUGUGUCUGGGAGUGUCCAGAACUAUUUCAGUGUACUUUUGAAGUGCAUAUUUUUUGCCCCAGCUGUUGUUUGAUAUAAUGUAUCUAAUAUAAAUUUCAUUUAUCCAGUAUAAAAUGAAGAAAUGAAAUGGAAGAUUUAACUGACUUGCUUUAAGAGUUCUGCUUGCAUCAAGAGUCUCCUUCUUUCUGAACUAACUUAACUGAGCAGAGAAAUGGAAAUGAGAGUGCACACUGAUGCAAGAAGCCUUUUUUAAAGAAACAGAUAAAUAAAAGUACAGUAACUGCUGGCUGCUUGCAUCAGUGCUAGGUUGCUGACUGACCUCAGGUACUCAGUAUUAAGUCUUAGGCCUUAGCUGCUGUUACGGUCAUUGCCUGACAAAUCUAACUGUUGAAGAAAAUUCUUACUGUUGAGAAUAUUAUCAAAAUUUAGAAAGCUUACCGAGAGUUACUGGUUUGCCCAUUUUUUAUAUGCAUUGGGAACUUAUUGGUUGGCCUCCUGGAAGAAUGUCUUCCUUGGUACGUUGUUACAGUGCUGCUACAGCAUCCAGGGAUUAUUUUUUUUUUUCAGAUUUGUGCAUACAUCCAUAGUGUUGUGAGCGCUAAAAAAGCAUCAGCCGAGGUUUAGAUACAAGUUCAGUCUUUUUGUUAAGUUGUGCAUUUGUUUGUCAGAAUCCUUCUUGUCAGGGACAGGUGUUAGUUUGUUACACCAACGCUGAAAACACGCUAUAGAAAUAAUCUGUUAUAAAAACCUACACUUCAGAAUGUUUCUCUGCUCUCUGUCUCUUAGUCUUGGAUAAAUGUUGGAGUUAAAGCUCAGGGACUGAAUUUAUUUUCUUGUUCUUUUGUAGGAGACUAGUCUUCCAUUCCACCAUCUGAAAUACAGAGACUCACAUGGGGGAUUUUUCUUGCCUAAUAACUAUAUUUUCUUUCCUGUAGUUCCUUAAAUUAUGCCAUACGUCUCAGAAAACAAGAAAUAGUUGGAAAUUCUGUCCCAUUGCUCUGCUAUUCAUAGCUAUGAUUGCAUAUUGUGUUUGUAAUGCACCGUCUAAAUUUGUAGAAUUAUAUAAAUAUCAACACCCUUGUAAAAGUGUCUCGAAUAUAUGUGCAGAAUAGAAGCACUGAUUAUAAACAUUUAUAUUUCCAAGGCAGAUGAUUCAUUCUUCCCAUGAUGGUCCCACGAGCCAUCUCAAUCUCACAGACUUGCUUAUGGCUCUUAUAGUUAUACCACAGUGAAAAUACCAGCGAAGGACUCUAAGCCGUGGAGAUCUGGCACUCGGGCAGAACCUGAUUUCGGAGUGGAGUGGUACCAGUGCUGUUGAAAGCAUGGGUGACAGCUUCAGGAAAAGAAAUGGAUGUCUUAAGAUUGCUACUAAGUUGCACUUUAAUCCUUAACAUGCUUCUGUCCCUACUGAAUUGAUGGCAGAGAUUUCUUUGACUGUACACUCUGACCUUUUGUUUAAAAAAACACAAAACAAAGAACGUCCUUUAAUCUUAAUUCUUUAUACUGUUGUCAUUAUGGACUUAAGAAUAUUAAACUUUCACACAAAACCAAAAACUUUGUCAGAAGAAAAUCUUUUUAAAGUCUGUUUCAUGUAGGUAGGAAGAGGUGGGUUUCCUUGGGGGGAGAUCUGUGCAAGGCCAGCGUAGCGUAAAUCAGAUUGAAAUUUAGGACUUGUUGCAUACAUGGGGAACCUCUAAUGUUCUUGUAGCAGACCAUUUCUGCCAAUUCAUAUAGCAGACACAGAGAGACUUACACCGCAGUGAUAUUAAACCUUGAAUUGCAGUCUUGAUGGGUGAGUGGAAGGUCUCUCUCCCUUUCUCUUCCCUACUUUUCCUCUUCUUCCGGGCAGUGUUCAGACUUCGCACACUGCUUCCUGCUAUUCAACAAUGUGCUUUCUUGGUACUUCGGAUUCAACCUUUGGAUAGGAAAAUUGCUAUAAUGACCUCUUCUGGUACUGCUAAAUGCCUAUAGUCUUCUCCAGUCCCUGCAACUUUCCUAUUCUGCAUUCAGAGCUGUGAGUUUUUGUUUACUCCUUUCUAAUAAGAUGUAUCUCUGUAAGG
Cuculus canorus (common cuckoo) is the source of this 4111-nucleotide messenger RNA. RefSeq names its product nuclear FMR1 interacting protein 1 (gene NUFIP1). Lineage: Eukaryota; Metazoa; Chordata; Aves; Cuculiformes; Cuculidae. Gene Ontology annotation, cellular component: nucleus. The transcript has 10 exons. Gene Ontology annotation, biological process: box C/D snoRNP assembly. Gene Ontology annotation, molecular function: RNA binding. The coding region runs from base 114 to 1676 and encodes 520 amino acids. The record is from RefSeq and is a predicted model, not a curated record.